CUCUGUACAUCAACUAGUUUUCUGUAUAUCCAUUUUCAGCCAUUCAUUCUUUCGUUAUUCUAUCAUAUAUAUUAAUUUCUAUAUGCUGUUGAAGUCUCCUCCAAGUUUAUUAAAAAUGGUGAUGGCUAAUUUAAUUGGUGUAUUGUUAAUAAUAGAGGUGAUAGUAAGUGGUUUUCCAUUUGGAGCCGAUGGGCUAAGCAUGGGUUACUACAUAAUGAAUUGCCCAUUAGCUGAACCAAUCGUCAGACAUACUGUUACAAGAGCUCUUGAUGCUGAUCCUACUCUCGCAGCAGCCCUCGUCAGAAUGCAUUUCCAUGAUUGUUUCAUAGAGGGAUGUGAUGGGUCAGUCCUUCUUGAUUCAACAAACGAUAACACAGCAGAGAAAGACUCCCCUGCCAAUUUAAGCCUACGAGGUUAUGAAGUUAUUGAUGAUGCUAAGGAGGAGCUUGAAAAUCAAUGUCCUGGUGUUGUCUCCUGCGCUGAUAUUGUUGCAAUGGCUGCUAGAGAUGCUGUCUUCUGGGCUGGAGGCCCAGUGUAUGAUAUACCAAAUGGAAGAAAGGACGGAAGAAGAUCAAAGAUAGAAGACACAAUCAAUCUUCCUUCUCCAGGCUUCAAUACCUCUCAGCUUAUCAAAAUGUUUGGGCAGCAUGGUUUCUCUGUCAAAGAUAUGGUUGCUUUGUCUGGGGCACAUACACUUGGAGUGGCAAGGUGUUCAUCAUUCAAAAAUAGAUUGAAUAAUGUUGAUCCAACUUUAGGUUCUGAGUUUGCAAAGACAUUAUCAAAGACAUGCAGUGGUGGUGACAACGCAGAGCAACCUUUUGAUGCCACCAGAAAUACUUUCGAUAAUUUUUACUUCAAUGCAUUACAGAGGAAAUCCGGGGUGCUUUUUUCAGACCAAACAUUAUAUACAGAUGCGAGAACUAGAGGCAUUGUUAAUGAUUAUGCCAGGAACCAAGCUAUGUUUUUCUUAAAUUUUCAGCAGGCUAUGGGCAAAAUGAGCUUGCUUGAUGUUAAGGAAGGAGCUCAAGGAGAAAUAAGAUCAAAUUGUCGCAAAAUUAACUGA
This is a messenger RNA of Pistacia vera, 1063 nucleotides long. Its product is annotated as peroxidase 47-like. NCBI's taxonomy places the organism in Eukaryota, Viridiplantae, Streptophyta, Magnoliopsida, Sapindales, Anacardiaceae. Gene Ontology annotation, molecular function: heme binding; peroxidase activity. Gene Ontology annotation, biological process: hydrogen peroxide catabolic process; response to oxidative stress. The transcript is spliced from 4 exons. The record is from RefSeq and is a predicted model, not a curated record. The coding region runs from base 83 to 1063 and encodes 326 amino acids.